This is a messenger RNA of Zea mays, 1191 nucleotides long. Its product is annotated as CASP-like protein 4C1. The record is from RefSeq and is a predicted model, not a curated record. Lineage: Eukaryota; Viridiplantae; Streptophyta; Magnoliopsida; Poales; Poaceae. The transcript is spliced from 2 exons. The coding region runs from base 66 to 656 and encodes 196 amino acids.
ACCGGAGUCACCGUCGUGGAGCGAGCUGAGGCCUGAGCCAAGCCGAGGCCAGACCACGUCCACAAAUGCCGCCGCAGAACGGCGCGUGGGUGGCGGAGGCGCAGGCGCAGCGGGGGACGAAGCAGCCGGCGGCGCGGGGACGGCGGCCCGGCGCGGCGCUGCUGCUGCUCCUCCUUCUCCUCCGCGUGGGCGCGCUGUGCGCCUCCGCGGCCGCGGCCGCGCUCGCCGCCGCCGCCACGCCCCGGCGGCGCGCGCCGUUCCGGUUCCUGCUGGCGGCCGACGCCAUCGUGGCUGUCUACUCGGCGCUGGAGGCCGCCGCCGCCGCGUGGGAGGCGGCCCGGGGAGCCACGCCUCUGCCGGAGGCCGUGCAGCUCUGGUUCGACUUCGGCCACGACCAGGGCUUCGGCUACUUGGCGCUGGCCGGGGCCGCUGCGGCGGCGCGGGACGUGGCAGGGUGCGGCCGCGGGCGGGAAGGAUGGACGAGCGGCGGCGGGGGCGCGGGCGCUGCGGCGUGCGUCCGGGCCGACGUCGCCGUGGGGCUCGGCUUCGCGGGCUUCGCCUUCCUGGCACUCGCCGCGCUCGUCACCGGCUUCCGGCUCGCCUGCUUCCUCGCCACCGGCUCCCGGUUCCCGCCGACGCAACCGGCAUCCUACUGACCGGCUGGUGGUAGCUUCGGCAUCGGAGCACUGACAAUGUACUGGUCGUGCGCGCGCCAGCGUGCGUGCUUGUGCUUGUGCGUGAACGGCGCGUGGUAGGGUGUGGAACCUUGGCACCAUCACGAGAAUGCAAGCCUAAGUUAAAACUUAGGGCCUAUUUGGUUCGUUUAGUCUAGAGACUAAAUUUUAGUUGAGGGACUAAAGUUUAGUAAAUAUCAUUUUUAGUUCUAGAGAUUAAGGGCUUAGAGAUUAAGGGCUUGUUUGGUUCGCUACCUAACUUGUCAUAUUUUGCCUAACUUUUCUGCCUAAGGUUAGUUCUUCAAUUCGAACGAUUAACCUUAGGCAAAGUGUGGCGCAAUUAGCCACAAACCAAACAGGCCCUAAGAUAAUGUUUGGUUCCUUUAAUCACUAGGCUGACUAAAGUUUAGUUGCUAAAGUACCCCGUUUAGUUUCAGUGAGUAAACCGGACUAAAGAGCAUUAAUUGUUGUGAAUAAUGAUUGUAUUACCCCUAUUAAUUAGUGAAUGUUUGCUGCA